Messenger RNA from Acinonyx jubatus (cheetah), 14125 nucleotides. RefSeq names its product TAFA chemokine like family member 4 (gene TAFA4). NCBI's taxonomy places the organism in Eukaryota, Metazoa, Chordata, Mammalia, Carnivora, Felidae. Gene Ontology annotation, molecular function: receptor ligand activity. Gene Ontology annotation, biological process: phagocytosis; macrophage chemotaxis. The transcript is spliced from 6 exons. The coding region runs from base 442 to 864 and encodes 140 amino acids. The record is from RefSeq and is a predicted model, not a curated record.
GGCCCGCGCGCCUGCCGGCUCCGCCCUGCACUGCUCUCUGCGCGCGGCCCGGACGGGGCGCACGGAGCCGGCGUGCGGCUGCUGCCGGACCCCAGGAGGGGAGUUGCGCCCGCGCUUCUACGGUUGCUGCUUUUCUGAGGCAGUUUCGGACUUGCCUUCGGAGAGACGUGGGAACUUUCACGGACAGCCUGCGGAGGUGCUGGGCCACGACCUGGGCGCCCGCGGGGAAGUGGCGCGGUGAGCGUCCUUCGGCUUCUGUGCGGAGAUCCGUGCCUCGUCCUGGGCCCGGCCGCCGGACUUGGCUGCGGCUCUAGUCAAGUCUUCCCGAGCUAAGAUAAUUUUUUGGAACUGCAGAAAUUGUUGGCGAUAGCUACAAAUGGGAAUUUGGAGUUGGUCUGAAAUUCAUCUUGAAAUAAUUGUGUUUGACUGGAACCAUAUCUUAUGAAGUCACCAAGGAUGAGAGUCUAUGCUAAGUCAGUGUUACUGUCACACUGGCUCUUUCUGGCCUAUGUGUUAAUGGUGUGCUGUAAGCUGAUGUCCGCCUCGAGCCAGCACCUCCGGGGACACGCAGGUCACCACCAAAUCAAGCAAGGGACCUGUGAGGUGGUCGCUGUGCACAGGUGCUGUAAUAAGAACCGCAUAGAAGAGCGAUCGCAAACAGUCAAGUGUUCCUGCUUCCCAGGACAGGUUGCUGGCACAACUCGGGCUCAGCCUUCUUGCGUUGAAGCUUCCAUCGUGAUUCAGAAGUGGUGGUGCCACAUGAAUCCUUGCUUGGAAGGAGAGGAUUGUAAAGUGCUGCCAGAUUACUCAGGUUGGUCCUGUAGCAGUGGCAAUAAAGUCAAAACUACAAAGGUAACACGGUAGCAAAGACAGAUGUGCUUAACGUGGGAGGAGCGACAGGAUGCAGAAGUCUCCUAUUUGGAUUACCAUCCUGGCUGGUUUGUGGAAAAUCGUCUUGGAUUUCAGCAACAUCACAUUUGUAUAAGUAUGCUGUACGGAGUGUCAUUCACUUAACUGUCCCAGCCCUCUCGGCUUCAUGAUUUUAUUACAUUGAAUUACAGCCACGGGCUGCCACACAAUUCACAUCCUAUCUGGAUCCCAAGGACCAAACCUCCAAGAAACCCUGGAGGAACAAAGCAGAGACUUCAAAGUGGAUCUUCACUGGGUCUUCUGUUUCUUUCUGCCUUCACAAAGGAGCGUGGACCGGUUCACAGGGUUCUUAUUCCUGUCUUCUUUUGAACUUUUCCUUUAGUCCUUGCAUUAAAGUGGUUUCAAAGGGGUCUAAGUAUCAAAAUGCUUUGGCAAAACAUAUUUGCAGGUGUAGCUCAAUGAAAACUCUGAUUAGGGAAGAAAAUUUAUUUUCUAAAUCUUAAUGAAUAGACUUGGUGGGGUUCUUGUGUGUGCAUUUGUAUUUUUGCUUUAGAGCGUUUCAGUGUUUGCACUUUAAGUUCUGUUGUCAGGUUAGCAGAAAUAAAAUAACAUUUUAACAUCAGUACACCAUUUUACUGAGUGCUAAGGAAGUGUAUCAGCUCCAAUAUUUUAUAACCAAAGCUUGAUCAUGACAUAUUCACAAAAGAAAUAACACCUGUGGGGAUUUUUAUGGCUUAAGGUAUAGUCAUAGAAGUAAAUUAUUUAAAAUCUGAAACAGUCUCUGUUUAGAUCAAGGGUGAUUUCUGAGAUCCAGUUUAUGUCACUUAAAAUACUUUGUUAACCCUUAGAAGUCUUGAAAUGUUUGAUUUUUAGACUGUAAAUGAUUUAUUCACUUAGCACUUUUCUCAUUUGUUAUUUUAUUUUUUUAAAUGUAAGUAAAAUCUGAGUCACUUUCUCUUGGUUUAAUGAUUUUGCAGCAGACGUGUGUCUGCAUAGUCUCGGAUGCUGUCAUAUUACAGAUGAAAAGUGACUGACCCAGAUCUUAAAUGCAUAAUGUCAUUGAAACACCUACUACUGUAAUAACUGAUAGAUUUUAUAAAAAAAAAUGCCAAAAACAUCCUUGCUGCACUAUUAAUUAUCCUUGUCCUUUCACAGUCAUUGGGGAAAACAUUACUAUAACAUUUAUGGGAGCAACAAGUAUGUCUAUUUUAGUCUUGCAAAAAGAAUGGAAAUGGCUGACAUGCACUUGUUGGCUAACUUUGAAUUUGGACGCUUACCAGAAUUAUUACUGUCCUAUGAGUAAGUAAAAAAGUCACUCUGCUGAUGGCACAUAAAUUUUUGUGAUUUUAUUGCCUUAAAUGCAAAUGUGAAAAAUCACUUAAAAUUACAUUUAAUUGUGGGCAUGUCAACUCUAUGGCAAACUUGAGACCUAUACAUGUUGCAUUCAAGAUCAUUUAAAACCUAGGGAAAUUUGAUUAAGUGUAGGGCCCCACAUGAUGUUUUAGGCAUUCUCUGCUGCCUUUAGUGUAGGACCCUCCAUGGUAAGAACAGAGAGUUUAAAAAGUCAGUUUUAUGGCACAUGAAAGAAUGUGUCUUGCACACACAUCUGAUCUUGUACACCAAAUAAGAUCAAGUACAAAUGACACUGCUUCACCUUGAGAUACAUUUCUGCUACUUUGGGGGGGAAUAAAUGGUCCAUUAGGGAAAAUGGUGGGUAUUAGAGCUGCCAUUCUCAUCCAUUAUUGCUUCAAAGUGUACUUUUUAUUGAGUUCAAAAGUUAGUCCUGAAAUGAAGCCUACUUGGAGAAGCAUUUUAAUGUUAUCAGCCCUAUACCAUUCCUGUAAGGAGGUGCAUAAGAUAGGUUUGCUUUGAAUCCUAGAAUACAUAGAAAACUAUUGAUGGAAUUGUGAGAACAUGAUUAAUGGCAGCAUUAAGCCCUCUGAUUGUGGCACUUGUGAUCUCAACACCUGCAGACUUUCAACUCUUAGAUCUAAAAACCUGAAGCUGCCCUGCAAGGUUGUAGACUUAGCCUGUGACUCUGCAAAGGCAGCAGCAACCUAGAUUUUCUAGCUCUUCUGCAGAUCCAGAUGUGUGGCUCUGAAGUGUAUGGACCUCAACUCUACACAGGUAGAACUCCAUUCAUAAGCUAAAGUCAACAAACAUUUAAAGAACCUUCCCAAGACCCCAAAAUCGUCUACCCUUAUACACACAAAUCCAUUUUUUCUUUUCAACUUGGCACGUCUUUAUGAAUAUUCCCAUUGUAUAGAAUUUAAGACCCAAUAAAAUUAAACUUACCCACACUCACAUAGUUACUACUAGGAAUUUUAUGAGAGCUUUUCAGAUAACAUACUAACCCUGUGUCCUAGGGUGUCAGGGACAUGGGUGAGUCUUAGAAUCUGGCUAGUAGCUGACCUAGUUUAUCAGGGUCCAGCACCACACUGUUUGCCACAGUCUUAUAAUGUGCCAGUACACUGAUGAAAAAUCGUACUGCUGGCCUUUUUGAAUUGGGUGAAAGGAGAUGGUCCUCUAAGCCUACGAAGUCUCAGAACUCACUUCCUCCUAUGGACACACCACAUCUACAAUUAAAUGUAGAGCAAUUUCUACUGAAGAAGAACCGAAGGUGCAUUGAACAGCUUUGGCAUAAGCAAUGACAGGGGGACCACCUAAAGUAGGCUAGGACAGAUGGACACAUGGUAAUGAUGGGAACACCACCCCUGAUGUGAUGAUCUGCUCUAGGGAGGGCUAUCACUGAGAGACGUAUACACACACUCACCUGCCCCAGGCACUGCCAUUUAAAAUGCAGCUACACUGGAAGUGAAGGAAAGCCAUUUACAACCCUACAGCAUAAACCAGAGUGUGGGAACUCUGAGGUUUUAGGUGCCACCAGGCACUACUGUUUAUGUAACCCCCUACCUUCAUAGUACCCUGAGCCUGCACCACCCAUUCCACCAAGGUGGCCUCAGUGUAUGCUCUGGGCCUCCCCUGGCCUGUGCUCAAACCAGCCAUCCUGCCAGGGCAGCCCUAGCACAGAACACCCAAGAACCCCCUCAGGCCUGCACCACUUGAGCCAUCCUUCAAGGGUGGCCCCAUCAAAAAGCCAUCAGGCAGAGUGCCCACUUCUGCUUCAGUUCCAGCUAUCCCUCCAGGGCAGCCUUGGGGACAUGCCCUGAGAAGCCCAGCCCAUGGUUAUAGUUCCAGCUGUCCUGCCAAGGUUGAUCCAGUUCACAGCACCCUGGGACCUUGCGGUCCAUGUCCACUCCAGCUGCAGUUAUCCUGCCAGGGUGGCCCUGGUGGAGCACCACCUGGAGCCCUCCAGCCUGCACCUGAUUCAGCUUAGACGGCUCAGUCAAAGCCACCAGGCACAGAUAGCACCUACACUGGGGAUGCUCCAAUGCAAGGUGACUCUUUCAAGAUUGGGAGAGAUGGGUGUUCUCCAUAAUAAGUGUUCACAGAUACAAACACAGAAAGUUCAAAAAAAAAAAUAAUAAUGAGACUGAGGAAUACAUUAUAAGCCAAAGAACAAUAUAACCCCUGCCCCCCAAAACUCUAAUGAAACAGAGGUAAGUAAUUUACCUGAUAAAGAAUUCAAAGUAAUGGUCAUAAAGAUGCCCAUUCAACACACAACUCCAGAGAAGAAUGGAAGAACAGAGUGAAAGACUUAGUAUAAGAAUGUAACAAGUCACAAAGUUGAAGAACAUAAUAACUGAUAUGAAAAAUAUACUAGAGGGAAUCAACUACAGAUUAGAUGAUAAAGGUCAGUAAUCUGGAAAAGAGAACAUUGGAUAUUACCCAGUGAGAAGACCUAAAAGAAUUAAAAAAUGGGACUAGUUGGACCUCUGGGACAACAUCCAGCAUAUCAACAUUUACAUUAUAUUGAUCCCGGCAGAAGAAUAGAGAUAAAGGGACUAAAAACCUUUUUUUGAAGAAAUAAUGGGUGAAAAGUUCGCUAACCUGGGGAAGGAAACCAACAUCUGGGUCCAGAAAGCAGUCUCAAGAACCCAAAGAGAUCCAAACCAAAACAUAAUAUAAAAGCAAAAGUUAAAGAGAAAACCUUAACACAGCAAGAGAAAAACAAAUAGUUGCAUAUAAGGGAAACCUUGUAAGACUAUCAGCUGAUUUUUCAGUGCAAACUUUGAGGCCAGAAAGAAGUGGCAUACGACAUUCAAAGUGCUCAAAGGGAAAACUUAAAACCAAGAGUACUCCAUCUGGUAAAAUUAUCAUUCAGAAUUUAAGGUGAGAUAAAGAGUUUCCCAGAGAACCAAACCAGCUUUACGACAAAUGUUAAAGGGUCUUCUUUAAGCAGGAAAAGACUUAACUAGAAAUUAGAAAAUACAUAAAAGAAAAAAAUCUCAAUGGUAAAAUGAAAUAUAUAGUAAACAGUAUAUCAGUCCCUUGAAAAGUUAGUAUAAAGGUUAACAGACAAAAAGUAAAACCAACUCUAACAAUAAAUAGUUAAGGGAUGUACAAAAUAAAAUGAAGUAAAAUAAGACAUCAAAGUAUAGAGAUUAAAAAUGUGGAGUAUUGGGACACCUAGGUAGCUCAGUUGGUUGUCUGACUUUGGCUCAGGUCAUCAUCUUGCAGUUCAUGAGUUCAAGCCUCACAUCUGGCUCACUGCUGGCAUUGCAGAGCCCACUUCAGAUCCUCUGUCCCUCUCUGUCUCUGCCCCUCCCAUGCUUGCACUCUCUCAAAAAAAAAUGUGGGGUAUUAAAAUGAAUUUGAACUUAAGCAACUACCAGCUUAAAAUAGACUGCUACGUAUGUAAAUCACUAUGUUCCUCAUGGUAGCCACAGGCCAAACACCUACAGUAGAUAUACAAAAUAUAAAGAGAAAGGAACCCAAACAUAACACUAAAAAAUACCAUCAGGGGCGCCCGGGUGGCUCAGUUGGUUGAGCGUCCGACUUCUGCUCAGGUCAUGAUCUCACAGUUUGUGGGUUCGAGCCCCACGUUGGGCUCUGUGCUGACAGCUCAGAGCCUGGAGCCUACUUCGGAUUCUCUGUCCCUCUUUCUCUCUGCUCCUCCCCUGCUCAUGCUCUGUCUCUGUCUCUCUCUCUCUCUCUCUCACAAGAAUAAAUAAAACAUUAAAAUGUUUUUUAAAUACCAUCAAAUCCCAAGGGAAGAGAUUGAAAGAAGGAAGAACUGCAAAAACAACCAGAAAACAACUAACAAAAUAUCAAUAAGUAUAUACCUUUUAAUAAUUACUUUAAAAUAAAUGGACUAAGUGCUCCAAUCAAAAGGCAUGAAGUGGCAAAAUGGAUAAAAUCAAAACAAAACCUAUCAAUAUGCUGCCUACAAGAGACUCACUUCAGAUUUACAGACAUACACAGACUCAAAGUAAAAAGACGGAUAAGGGAUUCCAAGGAAAGGGAAAUAGAAAGAAAGCUAGAGUAGCAAUACUUCUAUCAGACAAAGCAGACUUUAAAACAAAAACCGUAACAAAAGACAAGGGCAAUACAUAAUGAUAAAGGAGUCAAUCCAAGAAAACGAUAUAACAUUUAUAUAUUUAUGUACCCAACACAAUACAUAUUUUAAAUAUAAAAAGCAAAUGUUAACAGACAUAAAGGGAGAAAUUGAGAGUAAUAAAGGAAUAGUAAGGGACUUUAACACUCCACUUACUUCGAUGUAGAGAUCAUCUAGACAGAAUCAGUAAGGAAACAUUGGCCUUCAGUGAUACUUUAGAUCAGAUGGACUUAAUAGAUAUAUAUAGAACAUUCCAUCCCCGAACAGCAGAAGACACAUUCUAUUCGAGUGCAUAUGGACAUUCUCCAGGACAGAGUGCAUAUUACACCACAAAACAACUCUCAAUGAAUUUAAGAUUUAAAAAAAGGUCACUUAUUCUAAUCACUUUUUUAGUUUCUAUGAAACUAGAAAUCAAUUACAACAAGAAAAAGUGGGGAAAAUGCACAAACACAUGGACACUAAUAUGUUAUUAAACAACCAAAAGGUCAAUGAAGAAAUCAAAGAGGAAAUUAAAAAAUAACUUGACACAACUAAAAAUGGAAACACGGCUUUCUUAAGUGUAUGGGAUACAGCAUAAGCAAUUCUAAGAGGGAAGUUCAUAGUGAUGCAGGUGUACCUCAACAAACAAGAAAAAUCCCAAAUAAACAAUCUAACUAACUUUAUACCCAUAAAGAACUAGAAAAAGAGGAAACAAAAGCCCAAGUUAGUAGAAGGAAGGAAAUAAUAAAGAUCAAAAUGAGAAUAAGUGAAAGAGACCAAAAACAUACUAAGAAAAGAUCAACAGACCAAAUAGGUUCUUUGAAAAGAUAUACAAAAUGAAUAAACCUCUAGCCAGACUAAUCAAGAGAAAAAAAAACAAGGUUGAGGGCCAAGAUAUUUCAGAAAUGAAAGAAGCUACAACUACCACCACAGAUGAAAAGAGUGAAAGAGAUUACGACAGUUAUUUGCCAUAAACUGAAAAACCUAGAAGAAAUAGACAAAUUCCUUGAAACAUACAACUUUCCAAGACUGAAUCAUGAAUACUCUCUGAACAGAUUGAUUACAAGUAAUGAAAUUGAACUAGUAAUUUAAGAACUCCUCAAAACCAAAUGUCCACUACCAGUUGAGUUCUACCAAAUAUUUAAAGCCAUUCAAUUAGUAAUUUAAGAACUUGCUAAAACCCAAAGUCUAGUACAGUUGAGUUCUACCAAAUAUUUAAAGAAGACUUAAUAUCUAUCAUCAAUUUUUUCAAAAAUUUGAGAGAAAAGAAUGUUUCCAAAUUCAUUUAAUGAGGCCAGCAUUACCUGAUACCAAAUCCAGACAAUGACACUCCAAGAAAAGAAAAUCACAGACCAAUAUCCCUGAUGAACAAAGAUGGAAAAAUCCUCAACAUAAUAUUAAACAAACUGAAUUCAAAAUGCACUGAAAGGCUAAUACACCAUAAUCAAGUGGGAUUUAUUCCAGUGAUGCAAGACUGAUUCAUUGUGUGAAAAUCAAUUAGCAUGAUACACCACAUUAAUGAAGCAAAGGAUACCAAUCAAUUGAUCAUCUAAAAAGCAUUUAACAGAAUUCAACAAAGCAGGUGAGGAAGAAACUUGGCUCAAUAAUAAAGGUCAUAUGUGAAAACUGACAGCUAACAUCAUACUUAAUGGUAAAAAGCUGAAGCUUUUCUCUAGGAUCAGGAACAAGAAAAGCAUAUCCACUCUUGCCAUUUUUAUUCAACAUAUAAUUAGAAGUUUUUGCCAUGGAAAUAAGAAAAAGGAAGCAUCCAAAUCAGAAAGAAAGUAGUAAAGGUGUCUGCAGAAGCCAUGAUACUAUUUAUUAAAAAACCCGAAAGUCUUCACCAAAAAACAAUCAGAAUAAAUGAAUUGUGUGAAGUGAUCAGAUCCAAAGUAACAUACAGAAAUAGGUUUUGUUUAAAUACACUAAUAAUGAAACAGGAAGCUUAAAAAAAUACCACUUACAAUUGGAUCACAACAAACAAAAUACCUAGGAAUAAAUUUAACCAAGGAGGUUCAGAAACUGUACUCUGAAAACUCUCAGACAUAAAUGAAAGAAAUUGAAAGUGACACAAAUAAAUGGAACAAUAAUCUGUGCUCAUGGAUUGGAAGAAUUAAUAUUAUUAAAUGUCCAUAUGACCCAAUACAAUCCCUAUCAAAGUCCCAAUGAUUUUUUUUUUCACAAAACUGGAACAAAGAAUGCUAAAAUUUGUACAGAAUCACUAAGGACCCUGAUAGCAAAACAAUUUUGAGAAAGAACUAAGCUUUAGGUACCAUGCUCCCUGAUUUCAAACUAUAUUACAAAGCUAUAGCAAUCAAAACAGUGUGGUAUGGACAUUAAAAUAGACAUGUAGGUCAAUGGAAUAGAAUGGAGUCCCCCUCUCUCUACCAAAAGACCUCAAUAUAUGUAUGAUCAAGAAUGACAAAGGAGGCAAGAAUAUACAAUGGAGAAAAGACAGUCUCUUCAAUAAGUGGUGCUGGGAAAAUUGGACAGCUACAUGCAAAAGAAUAAAACUAGACUACUAUUUUAUACCUUAUACAAAAAUAAAAUCAAAAUGGAUUAAAGACAAAUAUAAGAAACCAAGAAUUUCAUGAAACCAUGAAAAUUCUAGAAGAAAACACAAGCAGUAAGUUGUUUGGCAUUAGUCUUACUAAUAUGUUUUUGGACCAGUUGCUUCAAGCAAGGACAGCAAAAGCUAAAAUAUAUAUAAAAAUAUAUGAAGCUUUUGCACAGCAAAGGAAACCAUCAAGAAAAUGGAAGGACAACCUACAGAAUAGGAGAUAAUAUUUGCAAACCACAAGUCUGAUAAAGGGUUACUAUCCUUAAGAAAUAAGGAACUCAGACAACUUAAUAGCAGAAAUACAAAUAAUCCAAUUUAAAAAAGAGCAGAGCACCUGAAUAGAUGACAUACAGAUGGCCAACAAGCACAUGAACCUCAACAUGAAUCAUUAUCAGGGGUAUGCAAUGGAAAGCACAAGGAGAUAUCAUCUCAUACCUGUCAAAUGGCUAUUAUCCAGAAGACAAGAGGGGCACCUGGGUGACUCAGGUGGUUAAGCGUCUGACUGUUGCUUUCAGCUCAGGUCAUGAUCUCAUGGUUUGUGAGUUCCAGCCCCACAUCGGGUUCUGCACUGACAGUACGGAGCCUGCUUAGGAUUCUCUCUGCUCCUCCCAAGCUAGCGCUCUGUCUUUCUCAAAAUAAUGAUAAAAAAAAAAAAACAACAACUGUUGGUGAGGACGUGGAAAAAAGAGAACCCUUGUGCACUGUUGGUGGCAAUGCGAAUUGGUACACCCACUAUGGAAAAUAGUAUGGUGGUUUACCAAAAAAUUAAAAACAGAACUACCAUAUAAUCCAGCAAUCCACUUCUAAGUAUUUUUUCAAAGAAAAUGAAAACAGAAGAAGAGAUAGGUGCACCACUUUGUUCAUUGCAGCAUUACAAUAGCCAAAAUAUGGAAGCAACCGAACCGACCACUGAUAUAUGAGUGGAUAAAGAAGAUGUGGUAUGCUUGUAUACAAUAUUACUCAGCCAUGAAAAAAAAAAUGAAUCUUGCCAUUUGUGACACCACGGAUUAACCUAGAAGGUAUUAGGCUAAGUGAAAUAAGUCAGAAAAAAAUAAGUAUCAUGAUUUCACAUCCAUGUUCAUUCUAAAAAACAAAUGAACAAAUAAAACAAAACAGAAACAGACUCAUAGGAAAUAAGCUGUUGGCUACCAGCGGGGUGAAGGGAUUGAGAGGUUGGCAAAAUAGGUGAAGGGGAUUAAGGAGUAGAAGCUUCCACUUAUAAUUUAAAGGAAGUCAUGUAUAUAGUCAAUAAGAUCAUGCUCACUUUGUAUGGUGACACGUGGUAACUAGAAUUAUCGUGGGGAUCAUUUUGCAACUUCUAACAAUUUUGAAUUACAAUGAUACACACCUGAAACACAGGCUAUUGUAUGUCAACUGUACUUCGAUUAAAAUUAUUAAAAUAAAAUAGGGUGAAAUAUUCAUUAGCAAAUGUCUACUUGAGUUUAAAACAGUGACUGUAGUCUCUUUUACUUAUUGAAGGGACACUAUGGGACUUAGGUAAUAUAGAACAAAAACUGAAAACUUCCAACUACUAUCCAGUAGUUGGACUUAGACUAUAACCAGCUGGAAUUUUAUAGAUACCACUGUGUACACUGGCAGAAAACCACCCUUCUCCAUAUAAUCUUUAGUCAGAGGCUGCAGGCAGGCAGGUAUCUGCAGCCCCAGCAUGUUUCAUAGGCUUCCCAAGGUUUUUUCUCAAGAUCAUGCAGUAACACUGAGUCCCUACUCCUCCACGGCUGUUGGAUGGAUGAAGACAGUGGCCCUUUUGACAUGUGCUCCCUACUUAAUCCAACCCCAUGACUUGGUCUGCUUCCUUCAGCUGAAUUGUUGCCCAUACUAAGGAAUUUCUGGAAAAAAAAAAUUGUUGAUGCACAGACUGGGUAUUGACUCCUGAAAGUGUCAAUGGAAACAACCUUACCAAAAUGACUAGUUCAUAGACAAGUUUCCCAAGAUUGGAAGAAAUUUCUGCACAAAAAUCUUUGUCAUGCGCUAUUAAGGACUCACUGGUGAUGAAUCCAACGCUAACUAACUUUACCAUUUAGGGUGUUUGUGAAAUAGGCCAGGCAUUAUUAAGGGUUGUACCUAAAAGCAUGUGGAUUCUUCCAUAGGGGUUGGGCAACUGCAGCCUGUAGGGUCAAAAUCAGCGUGGCUAUUGUUGUAAAUAAAGAUUUAUUGGAACACAGCCAUGGCAUUUGUUCAUGUAUCAUCUCUGGCUGUUUUUGCACUAAAACAGCAGAGUCACAUGGUUGUUACAGACAACCAUGGUCCACAAAGCCUAAAAUACUUGGUCUUUGGACCUUUACAGAAACAUUUCUUAGUUCCUGUUCAAUACAAAGGAAGAACAUGAUUUUUUUGGUUUUUUGUUUGUUUGUUUGUUUUGUUUGUUUUUUAAGGAGUUCAUUCCAACAUGUUGUACAAGAUAAUGGCAAAGAGUUCAGGUGCUGAAGGCAAACAAAACAAAUUUUGAUUAUCAACUCUGCUAUUUACCUUUUUCAGCUAUUUUAAGUUUCAAUUUCUUUACCUAUAAAAUGGUUAUAAUAAUAAACACACCUCACAGGAAAUGUUAAAAAGCAUUUCGUAUCACAACAUGCUUAGCAUGUUGAUUAACAAAUAGUUCUUGAUGAAGGUGUUUCUCUCUUAUGAGUAAUUUGUAGCCCACGUAGUGGCCUCAUACAAAAAAAGACUGAAACAGCCAGCCCUCACUUCAAGACUGAACCUAAGGUUUAAGCAGACAUAACCGACAGAAAAUUAAGACCAAGUAAGAAUAGAUGUUCAAGUGUGUUCCCUUUGUUUCCGAGUCCGUUGGAACUUUGAGAAAGCAGAUCAAGGACAAAUGUGGAAAACAAUUCAAAGAGCAUUGCUCUCCCUUGACUUUGGCUGUCAAUUAGGUAGGAUAUGGAAAAUACUUGUGCUUUCUUCGUGGACAGGUCAAUGUCUUGGACCUGUAAUACUACUCUGGUAGAAGCUGAAGCACUGCUAGGCAGAAGGAUGUGGCACACAGGUACCUUGAUUUGAAUCUGCCACCUGAGAUGGCAAAUACAGCCCAUAUAUACAAACAGCGUUCUUUCAAGUUCAUCUUCCAGUAAUCUUGUAAACACAAAGUUUGAACAAAAGAGCUCUGUAAAUAAUUGAUGAACAGUUACUGAAGCAUGUUGGGCAGUCUUUGUGGUAUUGAUUUUGGACUGUGAACAAAGCAGACCUCUGCAAGCCCAGACUUUAGUCCCUUUCUCUCCUUUUUGGUGCUAUCAAUAUUCAUAGCCUGCUCACAUGUUGGGAAUGUGAAAUGAUGCUUCUUUCAUGUUGCUCAUUUGGGCCUUUGCUCUCUGUGGAUAGGGUCUCUGACCCAUCCUUUAAUUAUCAGCUUUGAUCCCCUUAAUGAGGCGUUAUCAAAAUAGUUCAGGACACUGAAUUAUUAAUUGAAUAACUGUAAUUAACGAUCAAGGAAUGGAAGCAAGCAAAUGAACUUUGGUCUUCUACUUCCAAAUUCGAAAUCCUACUCUCGGUAGUUCAGCUCGGGUCUCAGAACUUCUCUGCCCUCUUUUUGAAUUGCAUCUUCACCCUUACUUUGUUACAUAUAUUAAGUUCAACGUUUGGUGUUUUAUAGACUCACAGACAUCAUAGAAAAUAAAAUCAUGUCCUUGCAAUUUUAGCAUUGCAGUAACUGAAAAGAAAACAUAAAAAAUAAUCCAUCAUUUUUCUCUCAAACUCUCUCACACACAAAUCAAUAGAGCAGAAUGCUUAGGUCAGCUCAGUGGGGGCAUGGGUUGAAAUAGGAAUCAGGACAAUACUUUGGAAUAUUUAAAUAUUUAGGAGUGCUGUAUAUCUCACAGAGGACUGAAACAGAUUCUUAAUGCCACAGUAAAGAAACUGGAGUAAAACCAUCAAGUCUCAGCUUGAGAAAAAGUUAGUGACAACUCUUGAAACUGUCACAAUCAGAAAAACGGGUAUUGGAUGCCGCCAUAUGCUAUCGCCAUCACUGUCUUUCCCGAUUCGCCAGUAGAGCACAAAGAAUGGCAAUAGGGAAGGGGAUCUCUGAAACAGGCUGUGUCUGACAUUCUCAAGGGAAAGGGACUUUGUCGAAAAUCAGUACAGAUGACUCUGUUCUGGUGAUGUAGGCACUUGGGCUGUGGUGAGAGGAAAAUAGAAAGAAAUUUGAGUGUGUUUUUGGAAGGCUCUUAUUUCACUUCUGGUUAGACAAAACAGUAGUGUAGAAGGUCUUCCUCACUUGUUACUCCAUUCUUCUCGUGGUUUAAAGAGCUAUGUUCAUUUUUCCCUCCUGACAUCUCAAAUGCAAGAAGGGGUGAGAGGUGGGAAAAAGGUUUUUUCAGGCUCGGGGUAGGGCCUGGAAGCUAUCCAUUUUCAAUAGGAAAAUAUUUGUAAAAACUGAUAGAACUGACUACAUAAAAAGCAAAAUCUUUCACAUGGCAGAAUUCUGUAAACCAAUCUAAAACUCAGACUAGAAAUCGUAUUUACAGCUUAUAUGUCAGGCAAAAUGUUAGUAGCCGUCCAUACAAAAUUUUUACAAAUCAGGAAGCAAAACAUGAACACCUGAAGAGUGAAGUUAAUAGACAGUAUAAUAAUUCAUAAAAGAAAUACUAAAAUGACAAUGGUUUGCAAUUUUUGAUAAAUAGUUGAGACUCAACAGUCUUUCAUGUAUCAGUUUGGACAAUAUUAAAAAGAAAGAACAUUUAACAAGGGUUGCAGGGGUGCAGUGAUAUACUGUACAUACUGCAUAUCAAGAGGCCUAGCGGUAUAAUACCUCUUGGCUCAAGAUUUCUACUUAGAGGAAUUUAAGGCAUCAAAAGGCCAAGUGGCAUGAGCAAGAAUAUGUCACAGAAUUGUUCCUAACAGCAAAAAUCAGAAAUCCUAAAUAAUUACUAAACGGAGCUAUACUUUUGGUUCUGGGCAAGAUGCAUUCCAUUUUACUUCUGCAAAUUGCAACAAAAAUCCCUGGACAAAACACAUAAGUCAUUUAGCAGAGCACUCAAAGAUAGAGGAAGGUCAGACCUGCUAGGCACAUUGGGACUCAAAGAACAACCUAACAGUGAGGUCCUGGGUUCCUUUACUUCCUUUGUUUCCCUUUUUCCUCUCGUUCCCUUCUCCCUCAUUUGCUUCCUUCCUGUCUCCCUUCCUUCCUUGUGUCCUGUGUGUCCUGACUGAGGCACUGGAGAGGCCUUCAACCCAGAAAUGCCAAAGAGGUCAGAAAAAAACAGGCCCCCUAAAAAACUUAUCUUCUUUUGUGCAAACAGCUGGGAAGG